Molecule: messenger RNA, 1176 nt
Organism: Closterium sp. NIES-67
Lineage: Eukaryota; Viridiplantae; Streptophyta; Zygnematophyceae; Desmidiales; Closteriaceae
Source: the annotation of a GenBank genome assembly
UUCAGCCUCGUUCCAGCGCUGCUAAUAGUUGAUCGUGCCAGACUUAUUCUCCCAGAUAACCUGACAGCUUUAGGAGCUUCAGCUACAGCUCGCCCACUCUCUCUACCAUUCCUGCUGACGAAACCCGCUCACCACCGGCGUCCCGUAAACAUAUUCCCUGCUUUCAAAGCUUUCGUAUCGUCUCGCGACCGAAGCUUCAUUAGCCUCCACGCACAAUGAGGUCAAUUUCGCCCCUAGUAACAUGCCUGGUAGUUUGCGUGCUCGUUUUGGGAGUUGCGGAGCGAGCAAACGCGCAAAUCCCCAACGUCAACCUCACCGCCAUCACCGACUUCCUGAACGAGUUUUUUAAAGCUCUUCGCGACGACAAGCAAAGCUCCUUCCCCGGCGUCAAGCUCUACGUGCUGAAGGGCAAAGCGGAGAACACGGGCGACUACAACGAGGUGGAAGACGACAACGGCGACUGUGACCAGGAGACGAAGCUCGAGAUCACCAAGUACACGUAUAAUAGCAUCGUGUCCUUCAAGUUCGAGGCGAAGGCAAAGUCGACUAAAAUCAAGUCGAUGACGAUUCGCCAGGGCCUUCCAACCGCGACAGGCAAGGUAGUGCUGGUGGUUCCCGGAACGCCCGUGAAGGACGAUGGCGACUACAGCCUCACGUCGUGGCUCGUGAAUGCGUCCUAUGUGGUAGCGUACAACGGCCUGAGCGUUACAAGCGUGAUCGAUGACAUCUACACGUCACCUUACGCUUAUUAUCUGAACGCAACGACGAGCAAGGGGUGGCGGCGCGGGCAAAUGUACAAACCCCUGUUCUGCUUCUGGUGUGACUACUAAUUUAGGGCAAGGAAGGCAUGGUAUGGCAAGAUACCCUUGCAGAGGUUAGCAAGGCAAGUUGCCACGUUGCCUCCCUACUGGUCCAUCCCAAGGGUGUAUCUACUGUACUCUCCAUAGCAAUCUAUGUGGUAGGAGGCAUUCUUUGCAGUGUAUGUAGGAUUGGGCUAGGCUGGGGUAAGCUCUUGGUGGGUUCUAGUCUGCUAGAUGGCAUUUCUUCAGUAGGCUAGGGGACCAUGGGGCUGCAAAUCGAUUCGUAUUCGUAAACCACUCGAGGACUAAUCAAGAGAUGCUGACUCUCAUGCGCAUGUUGUCACCGUUGUCUUGAAGUAGUGCGUUGAAGGCUGCU